Funneliformis geosporum is the source of this 3327-nucleotide messenger RNA. Lineage: Eukaryota; Fungi; Glomeromycota; Glomeromycetes; Glomerales; Glomeraceae. The record is from the annotation of a GenBank genome assembly.
AUGUCGGAUCCACAAACCGAACAAAUCGAACAAACCGAACAACCCGGACAACCCGGACAACCCGAUGAUUAUUUCUAUGAGGAAUCAAAUUAUAAUUCAAGUGGAGAAGAAGAACCUGUCCUAUAUGACCCUAAUAAAUUGACACCACAAUAUCAUAUACAACAAGCUGAAACGGCUUUACAAAAUUUAAAAAUUUUGGUAAAUGAUCCAGGAUGGAAAAAAGAGUUCCAUCAUAAAAAUGGUGUGAUGGUUUAUAAUAAACCUGGAAUUUCGAAAGGUGAUAAAUUACCAGUCUUUAUGGGUGAACAUGUAAUUGAUGGGUUCUCUCCGCAAUCCAUUUUCGCCGUUAUUGGAAUGAGAAAACUUUGGGAUGAUUGGUACGAGGAAGGGAGUCUUGUUGAAAAUUUAAACGAAACAACAAGUUUAACUUAUAUGGUUAUGCAAGCAUUGGCCGGAUCCAAAACUAGAGAUUUAUCCUUGGUGGAAAAGAUUGAAUGCACCGAAAAUGGAGCAAUAUAUUUUGCAGCUACCUCGGUUGAGACCCCAAAAGUCCCAAGCAUUGCUAAUAGGAUCCGGGCUCAAAUUCAACUUAAUGGGUGGAUUCUUGAACCUUUGGAUUACGAUCCACCAAAAACAAAAGUUACUUAUGUUCUCCAAACUAAAAUUAAUGGAUGGGUUCCAUCAAUUCUUGCCAAGACAUAUUUGUCAAGGCGUCCCCUUGUGCUGCAUACUAUUGAUCAAUAUUUGAAAAAGAAUGGUUCUCCCCCAUUGAUAAUUGGAUCCACCCCUCCAGCAUCUAGUCGUCCUUCUAUUUCUUCAAAUUUUAACUUUGUACUAAAUAAUAAUCAUAAUUCGGACGAUACGGAAGUUAAAACCCCGAGAAGGAAAAUCUCAUUUACGGCCAUAAGUGAUUUUGGUUCCAAGAUAUUAAAUUCAACUAAACAUCAUCAUGAAAUCUCAGUCUCUACUAGAGAAAUUCAAAAUGGUUCCUUGCAUCAUCAGGACAAUUCACGUUCGUCUAAAAGUCCUUCAUCAUCAACGACACCAUCAUCACCUAUUCAACAAACUUCUUCGUCAACAAUUCAAUCAUCGCCUUUUCAACAAGAAUCUUCGACAACGACACAAUCAUCGCCUAUCCAACAAGAUUCUUUAAUUACGCCGCAAUCAUUGCCUAUUCAACAAGAUUCCCCGACAACGGUACAAUCAUCGCCUAUUCAACAAGAAUCUUCGACAACGGUACAAUCAUCGCCUAUUCAACAAGAAUCUUCGACAACGGUACAAUCAUCGCCUAUUCAACAAGACUCUUCGAAAACGGAACAAUUAUCAACUAUUCAACAAGAUUCUACAAUUACGGCACAAACAUUACCUAUUCAACAACCUUCUUCGAUAACGGCACAAUCAUCGCCCAUUCAACAAGAUUCUCCAACAACGACUACAGCAAACGGAUUUUCUUUAUCUCAGCCAGAAAAUUCUCCGAAACCAAUACAGCAUCGUCAUACUGUGCCUAUACAAAGGGCUCUUGAUAUUUUCAAUUCACACCUUCCUUUGAAUGGAUGGAACUUUAAUUCUGAAAAUAAAACUGUAAAGAUUUACGCAAAAGAACAUGCCGGUAAAUCUACACCUAUCAUGCGUGGAGACUCUGUAAUUUCUGGUGGAUUUACAACUUAUGACAUUUUGUGUGUCAUUAUAAACUUGGAUACGCGAAAAUUAUGGGACGAUCGAUAUGACGAAGGUGCAACUUAUGAGAGGUUUAGUUUACAUGAACAUUUAACUAGAACAGCAAUGAAGGGCACGUUCCCUAUCAGUGGACGUGAUUUAUCGGUAUGCGGAAUAUUAGAUUGUGAGGAAGAUACUGGAACUCUUCAAUUUGUCACCACAUCUGUAGUUGACCCAUUAAUUCCGGAAAGCAAAAAGCAUGUUAGAUCAAAUUUGAAUUUUGCAGGAUGGCGAUUAGAACCUCAUUUUGAUGCCUACGGAAAUACUACAUCUGUUGAUGUCACAUACAUCGUUGAUAUUGACAUUAAACUUGAUUCGGUUCCAUCUUCUAUCCUUAAGAUGUUAUCAAACCAAAUACCAACCACUAUUUCUAAAAUAGAUGAAUUAAUGCAAAAAUCGGGUUUUCCUCCAUAUAUUCUCAAGGCUGACACAAAGAUCCUAACAGAAGAAUUUAAUAUCAAAAAUUAUCAAUAUGAUUUAUCGUUACUCCCUGGAAGUGGUUGCGUAACGGAAUUCAAAAUUUCAAAAUCGAUGUAUCCAAAUGGUAUUGACGUGUGUGUUUUACCUGAAAACUGUAAAGUUGAAUUGUUGCCAACAAGUGCGGAAACUAUUCGUGUAACCCUUCCAUUAAAAGUUGCUUCGAAUACUUUUACCAUUACCGUUAGUAAACGUUCUAAAGGUUUCCAAAUGACUUACAAUAAUGGGCAGGAAAUUCCUUUGGCUAUAGAAAUUGAUAGCGAUGUCAUUCCGAUAAGAAAGGAAAAACCUGCUAAAUCUAAUCAUAAUACUAUUAAUGAUACGAUUUCGAAUAAUGCCACUUUUACAAAUAAUAAUAACUUUGAUGAAGCAAAAUAUAAUAAUCCGGUCACACCCGCCUCAAAAAUAGAUAGAACUGCUGCUCCCGAAACUUUCGGUAAAUCAUCGGAAGAAAAAAUCAAUAAGGAUCCUACUACUUCAGCUUCAAAAAGCGAAAUAAUUUCUCCCGAAACUUUCAGUGUACCAUCAUCACAAGCAUCAUUAAAAUUAGAACCAUAUCAGAGAAUUCUUGAAGAGCAAACGAAGAAGAAGAUUGCAAUAACUCAAGCGUCGCGUGAUAUCCAAAUCGCACCAAAUCCUUUAGGAGUUCCACCUAAAGAAGUUCCAGCUGUAGAAAAAUUAAAGAAUGAAGUGAUUGAAAACAAUACAGUAAAUUUACAAAAUUCUGACGAUUUCACAAUUCUUGCAAACUCGGCUCGUUUAAAUUCACACCAAAUUGGAUUAAUGUUUGCUUCAAUGUUACUCGCAUAUUACGCAGGAAAACUGAAUGAGAAGCGUGGAAGGAUAAACCAAUCAACUGUUGAAGAUGAGAAGCAUAAAAGGAUAAAUCAAUCGACUGUUAAAAAUGAGAAGCGUGAAAGGACGAAUCAAUUGACUGUUGAAAAAGAAAAUAUGCUCAAAAAGAUGACUUCUGCUUACCUUUACUCUGAAAGUUAUGAAGAUUCUUAUGGUAAUGUUAAUGAGCUUAAUAAAGCAUCAAAAGAUCAUACACAUAACUCAAUAUCUAAUCUUAUACCAAUUUAUGAUCAUAUUUCAAUUCAGAUUCAGAAGAUAACGUCAAAGAGAGUAAAAUGA